GCUCAGGCUUCCCUCCGAGAGCAGUUUGCGUUUUCGGGAGUACUGUUUGAUGUUAGUGAAAGAUAUAAUGUUGACGACUAAUGUGCCACUAAGCAGUGUGAAAUCAAAUGCUGGGAACAAAAGCAUAAUGUUGGUGUCGGAUGGCAGCUGGUUCCCAAACAACAGCGGAGUGUAGUUACACAUACGGCUGCAUUCAUUGUACUCCAGCGUGAAACUACCGCUAAAGACGAGGGGUGCCAAAGCCAGCAAGAAGCUAGCAGUCCAGGAAAGCAGGAUGAGGAGCAGAGUUCGUCUGCGGGUCACCAGGGAGUCCUUGUGGAGUGGCCGCAGGAUGGCAACACUUCGCUCCACUGUCAUGAGGAAGAUGGUGCUAAUGGAGACAAAGGUACACCCAGCAAACACCGGGCCAAUCAGCAUGCAGGGCUGCCAGGGGCUGACGAGUCCUCCAAGAGACGAGGAGGUGGCUGGGGAAGUAGAGCUACCCUGGUACCAAAUUGGAGGAGUGCUGGUCACCAUUAGAGAGAUCUCAGUGUAGACCGAGAAGGGAACCACAAGGACACCAACCAUCAUAUCCGCUAUGGCCAGAGAUACUGUCACAGAGAGACAAAACAAACAGGAGUAUCAGGACAGUUUUCUUGUCAGUAUGUCUCCAGUUUUUCUGUAAUGAUUUCACAAAGGCAAAAAGGAGCUGCUUUGUUGAGCAAUUUUCAGCAGAAUUUGUCACUAUUUCAUGAGGAAGAAGAAAAUCUGACAUCCAUAUCUAGCAAGUACAGUAUUAGUAUCACUGCAGUUAGGUGUGGCACUGUAAUACAUUGCUUUCUGCUUUUGUGGAUUAGUUCUAUGGAUGGCUGAAGCUUAUCAACACUGAUUUACGCUUUUCCGGUUAGAGAAAGUUAUUCCCUAUAAUAUUUAUUUUCUGCUCCAAACAAAAAUAACAUGUUUAACAUCAUUUACCUUUCAGGUAUCCCUGUGGCGUUCGCGAUUGCCUCGUUUGCACAAAGACAGUAAGAGUGACCACAUUUCCGAUCACAAUGGCAAACGCCAGGCUGACCAUGAACACCACUGCCAGUGUUCGAUUGAGAAAUCCACAACAGCAAAGGGUGCAGAGAGGGGCCAGGGAAUGACCUGAGUCGAGUCCUCCCUGAGCGUUGGCGGUCAGAUUAAAAGGACCAUCUGAGGCCAGCAGCAGAACCGCUGCGCUUCCAGGGAGACUCAUGUUGUAGGGCAGUGCAGCCAUGGCCCAGGAUGAUCUUCUUUACCCUUUGAGGUGAGUAGGUGUUGAAGCUGCAGAGGAGAUCAUGUCUUUAGACGGUAAACCAUCCUAAGAUAAGAAAAAAUAGACAAAGUGAGUGGAAUAAUCUGUAACAACAGUGAUCCAAUCUUUUCAAAAACAGAUUUUUAUACGUUAGUGUUACUUUUGCUACUUUUGGUGAACGGUUUCUUCAAGUCUUUCCUCUUGACUAAAUUAUUCAACCACAGAAACUUCAAAGUUACUCCCCCCUCUAGGAUUCUCCUUCUGAGGGAUCAGGACAUUUCUAAGCCUCUACCAGUUGGAUGUACCUCAAAAACCUUCAUAAAUGACUCUUUAUGGAUACUUCAGCUUCUUACCUUAAAGCUCCUGUGAGUUUUUUUUUUUUAACUUUAUCAAAUAAACAAGAAUUCAGAUUGGUGCAUUUUCAUGUUGUACAAAAACAAAACAAAACAAAACAAAAAAGACCAACAGUCAAAAGACUGCAGGUUUUUAUGUUAUUUCUACUUCCUUAAACUAGUGCAAGAGGGUAGGUGUCAGCCACGCAGCCAAAGAAACAGCCCUGUUGUCACAAUUUCCACAAACAAUACUCAAUGAAUGAAACAUUUAAAAGUCAAAAGUUAGCAAAAUACUUCAUCAUGCAGAGGACAAGAAAAAUAAGGAUUGCAGAAUUGCAGAAUGAGAACAAACAGGAAUGUCCACACAGGAGCUUUAACUUAAUUAAUGUGAAAAUGAUAAAUUAUGAUUUUUCAUUUUGUUAUAUAUGGUUGUCCUCUUACUUCUUACGUACUUACAACCACAUAGAGAAAAACAAUGUCAUUUAAGUCUAAUAGUAAUAUAAAUAUAAUAUAAAUAUAAAGUAAACUAAAAACCCUAGAAACCCUAAAUCUUAACCUGCCUGUCAGAUAUGCUUCCUUUGGUUUAGGGUGUAAUGGACUGGUCUAAGCUUUUAUGAUCUGUGUUAGAAAUGGAUCCCAUAUUUUGUUUGUCCUCUGCAAACACCCAUUUAAGCAAGGGUAUGUGAAUAAACAUGAAUAAUAUCACCCAGUUUUCUUUUGAUUUGACUCACUUAUCUCUGACCUUUGCAAUCUUUUUCACAUUUCAAGUUAAACUGCUGUUCUUAAUUAUUAUUCUUAUAUUCUUAAAGAUAUCUUCUGUGCAGUCAUACAACUCGGAGGGAACAUUAUGACACCUGACGUCAUUGUUUCAUGUGUCCAAAACACUGGUUCACUCAGAGCUUUCAACCAUUUCUCUGCCUUUCAUGUUCACUCCUUUGAUGUGGUUUUCAUCAUUCCUCCCAUUGUCUAUCCGUCUCCCUCUAAAGGUAUUCUCCCCUCAGCUCUGGGUCUUCAGUUCACACAAUACAAGCUCCUUCACUGUUUUUACAGUUCAGCUGCAAUUCAGUUCGUGGAACUACACUACAUUACAUUAAAGUCAUUUGGUGAUACAUUUAUCUGUAUUUUGUGUCGCUCACUGUUUUUUGGAUGUUGAUGGUAAAAAUGUUUUUAAAGACCGUCGGGGAACUUCUUAGAAGACAGAAUUUAGUUUACAUUCUCAGAAGAUCCCCCCUCAAACCAGCCUCCUGUCUGAACCUCUCACACACUGGACCUUGAGCUGCCAAAGCUCAUAAAAACACUUCAGCAUUAUUUAACUGGUGAUGUUGAACCAGAGCAGCAAGAAACUGCUGGCUGGUAUGUUGUUAAAAUUUCAGUUUUAAGACAUUUCUUGUACUCUAUUACUGCUACAAGACAAAAUUGAAGACGUCUACCUUCUACCUUCAGUUUUGCCUUUUGUUAGUAUAGUCAUCAGGACUCAAAUGAUCUACAAGACCUCAAUAAACUAGAUUGGAUGCAAAAUUAAAUAAAUCUUGUUAUUUUAGCAAAUAGGGCUCUGGACCAUAGACUGUUUAUACUACGGACAACUUGGCCCCACCGUCUGUCAUUAUAUGAAUUUGAAGCUGAAUUGCCCUCUCUGUAUUUCCGGGAUUUUCUCAACUUGCACAUUAGUGUUGUACGCAUUUGGCGGGAGAGCCACUGUGAUGACGCUCUGCUCAAAUAGCGUAUCUUCUGAGUGAUCUAUGCAAUCUUCGUACACCCAUAGGCUGUAUCAAGUGUCAGUCAUAGAAAACAUGAACCCCCUAAUAACUUGAGCACAAACCAGUCUUACUGUAACUACAUGUCAACAUCGCAAGCCGGGGAAGAAAAAUCUAUGUUCUGUGUAAUUAAUUUCUAAAGUUUGUCCACAACCCCAUAGGAAUUAGUGGAGGAGGCAGGAUUUAUAACCUAUACUGCAGCCCGUCACCAGAGGGUGCUGUUCUCUCUGUGGCUUCACCCAGUGAGGAGGCAGACACUGUCCAUUCUAUAUACAGUCUGCGCUCUGGACAUGCUAAACUAUUAUCUGUUUUUCUAUAUUUUAAAGAAUUUUUUUUAUUUAUUGGUGUUUUAAGUUGUCUUGUGCACAGGAAACCGAGUCAAUAGUUCCUGUAAUUCUUCCUAGAGGACCCCUCUGGUUUUAAUGGAUACAGCGUGCCUGCUUUCAUUGGAUUAUUGUCUGUUGAUGAAUACUCUGCACUGAUCUCUGAUUUUGUUUUUAGUUCAGGUGGUUUAUUAGCUCGGGUGAGGGCAUGUGCUAAUGACUGCCUGAUUGAUAUCAUCAUGACUCUAUACUGCUCCAUACUGUGGGUGUGGUGAGACGCCUCCAUCUUGUUUUAUUUUGGCUGGACUUCCUGCGUUUCCUUGUUUGCCUGGUCUGGCUUCACUCUUUUCCAGAGCUUCCUCCCCUCCCCCGGCGCUGAGGCUGAGUGAGACUACACACCUGCUCCACAUCUCCAAUCAAGGCACUUUAAGAAGCCUGCAGCCCUCAGCCUCAGGGCCUGAGUAUUGUCUACCCUUCCUAGCGGUACAGACGUGUCUCCUGGCCUUCCUCGUGGUAUAAUCUUCAGAACUUUGCUCCCAGUGACUAUUUUCAUGUUCAUUAACUCCUGUCUCCUCUGUUUUUUUUCCUGCAGUGUCUCCAGCCCACACGACAGCCAGCCAACCAGCCCUUCGGACUUCCUCUGUUUGCACUAUCUCCCCUUUUUUGGACAUUAAAAGUCUCUUUAAGUUGAUCUCAGUCUCUGUGUCUGCAUCUGGGUCCUCACCACGAACCUGCCACGCAACAGAAUACUCAGGCCAGGAAAAUGGACCCAGCAGACCCAGACAGAGUUCAUCAAGCCUUCCAAGAGCUCGAACUUCGCCUCGAUCGGCGUGAGGACAUGCUCCAGGGCCUCAACCAAGCCUGUCAGGGCCUCACCGUUCAAAUAGCGCAACUGGCGGAUCAACUCCUCUCCCGGCUACCCCCGCAGCAAUCUGGGUCUCCCCCCUCUGUGAGUACGGUCCCCUCUUCACCUCCUCCACCACCCUUUAUCCUCAAAGAGCCCUAUGUCCCUCCUCCUGAGCCAUAUGCUGUGGAGAGUGGGGGCUGCAGAGGUUUCCCGCUCCGCUGCGCACUAGUCUUUGACCAUAAGCCCCAGCUUCCCGUGUACCAACCCAAGCCUAGGCCCCAGCUUCCCGUGUACCAGCCCAAGCCUAGGCCCCAGCUUCCCGUGUACCAACCCAAGCCUAGGCCCCAGCUUCCCGUGUACCAGCCCGAGCCUGGGCCCCAGCUUCCCGUGUACCAGCCCGAGCCUGGGCCCCAGCUUCCCGUGUACCAGCCCGAGCCUAGGCCCCAGCUUCCCGUGUACCAGCCCGAGCCUAGGCCCCAGCUUCCCGUGUACCAGCCCGGGCCAAGGCCCCAGCUUCCCGUGUACCAGCCCGAGCCUAGGCCCCAGCUUCCCGUGUACCAGCCCGAGCCUAGGCCCCAGCUUCCCGUGUACCAGCCCGAGCCUAGGCCCCAGCUUCCCGUGUACCAGCCCGAGCCUAGGCCCCAGCUUCCCGUGUACCAGCCCGAGCCUAGGCCCCAGCUUCCCGUGUACCAGCCCGAGCCUAGGCCCCAGCUUCCCGUGUACCAGCCCGAGCCUAGGCCCCAGCUUCCCGUGUACCAGCCCGAGCCUAGGCCCCAGCUUCCCGUGUACCAGCCCGAGCCUAGGCCCCAGCUUCCCGUGUACCAGCCCGAGCCUAGGCCCCAGCUUCCCGUGUACCAGCCCGAGCCUAGGCCCCAGCUUCCCGUGUACCAGCCCGAGCCUAGGCCCCAGCUUCCCGUGUACCAGCCCGAGCCUAGGCCCCAGCUUCCCGUGUACCAGCCCGAGCCUAGGCCCCAGCUUCCCGUGUACCAGCCCGAGCCUAGGCCCCAGCUUCCCGUGUACCAGCCCGAGCCUAGGCCCCAGCUUCCCGUGUACCAGCCCGAGCCUAGGCCCCAGCUUCCCGUGUACCAGCCCGAGCCUAGGCCCCAGCUUCCCGUGUACCAGCCCGAGCCUAGGCCCCAGCUUCCCGUGUACCAGCUCCAGGCUCCCAGUGUUCAGGCCAAGCUGCGGCCCCAGGCUCCCAGUGUUCAGGCCAAGCAGCGGCCCCAGGCUCCCAGUGUUCAGGCCAAGCAGCGGCCCCAGGCUCCCAGUGUUCAGGCCAAGCAGCGGCCCCAGGCUCCCAGUUUUCAGGCCAAGCAGCGGCCCCAGGCUCCCAGUUUUCAGGCCAAGCAGCGGCCCCAGGCUCCCAGUGUUCAGGCCAAGCAGCGGCCCCAGGCUCCCAGUUUUCAGGCCAAACCGCGGCCCCAGCAGCCUGCGUACCGGCCCAAGCCCCAGCAGCCUGCGUACCAGCCAAAGCUCCAUCCUUGCGCCUUCUACUUCCGGAAAUUCUCACCCACCAAACGAAAGCACGACGUGGGAAACUCUGAGUUGCUGGCUGUUGUGUGGGCACUCCAAAGAUGGAGACACUGGCUGGAAGGAGAACAACAACCAUUCCUCAUUUGGACCAACAACAGAAACCUGCAAUACCUCCGCUCUGGUCGUCGCCUCAACUCCAGGCAAGCCCGCUGGUCCCUUUUCCUUCAUAGAUUCACCUUCACCGUCUCCUGUCGUCCCGGCUCCCGCGACCUCAAACCAGACACCCUCUCUCGGACCCACUCCUUGGUUACCCCGGACCCCAUCCUCCCUGCCUCCUGUGUCGUCGGCUCCACCUCUUGGGAGAUCAACACCAUCUUCCAUGUCUCCUUGUUAAGACCUGUUGCCUCGUGCACCCUGAGCCCUCCUUCCGUCGCCCCUCCACCCACCCGGUUGAUUGACGACCUCCCUGCCCUCACUGUAUGGAAAAUCCUGGACGUGCGGCUUCGGGGGCGAGGCUUCCAAUGUCUCGUGGACUGGGAGGGGUACGGUCCAGAGGAGCAUUCCUGGAUCUCCCGCUCCCUCAUCCUGGACCACCAAUUCCUUGAGGACUUCUACGUCGCUCACCCCAAUAAGCCCGGCAGAACGCCAAGAGGCGUUCGUUAAGGGGGGGGUACUGUGGUGAGACGCCUCCAUCUUGUUUUAUUUUGGCUGGACUUCCUGCGUUUCCUUGUUUGCCUGGUCUGGCUUCACUCUUUUCCAGAGCUUCCUCCCCUCCCCCGGCGCUGAGGCUGAGUGAGACUACACACCUGCUCCACAUCUCCAAUCAAGGCACUUUAAGAAGCCUGCAGCCCUCAGCCUCAGGGCCUGAGUAUUGUCUACCCUUCCUAGCGGUACAGACGUGUCUCCUGGCCUUCCUCGUGGUAUAAUCUUCAGAACUUUGCUCCCAGUGACUAUUUUCAUGUUCAUUAACUCCUGUCUCCUCUGGUUUUUUCCUGCAGUGUCUCCAGCCCACACGACAGCCAGCCAACCAGCCCUUCGGACUUCCUCUGUUUGCACUAUCUCCCCUUUUUUUGGACAUUAAAAGUCUCUUUAAGUUGAUCUCAGUCUCUGUGUCUGCAUCUGGGUCCUCACCACGAACCUGCCUCGCAACAGUGGGCCUCUCAUUAGAUGGUAAUCAAUCUAGCAUUGAGUGGAUGUGCUGUGAAAUUAUCAACCUUUGUUAUCCAAAGUGUUGACAUCUCUGGGCGGUGUAUAUUAUAAAAACAUGCUUUCAAACGUGCUUGAAGAAAAGUGAAAAGUAAAAGCUCUUUAGUUGUUUAUUCUCGAAUGUAUUAAUGAUCUGAAAUCCUUCCCUUUGCCACAUUGUAGACUUGAAAUUUUUGUAAAGAUGACAUUGGGCUGUUUAUGUGUGGGGUCAGUCAGACCCUGAGGACAUCUAACUCUUCUCCACUCUUAAUGUUAGUGGACUAAUUUAGACCUGGGAGGGUGUAUACUGCAUAAAUAGCACUGUCAACAUAUAAUAGUCUCAGAUGUAGAACAUCCAAAAAGGCUUCUUUUAUGACUGAGCCAUAACCAUGCAGUAAUCAUGUCAGCGAUAUCAUGCACACACUUAAGAUUUAGAUAUUUAAAGAAAUGAAGAAGUGGUUGCUUUUUGGUUGUAUAUUGUUCUCCGUGUGAAAGGUAGAGAGAAAAUCUGUCUUCAACAAAUGAGUCAGUGUACACCUAUCACCAUAUUACUCAUCCACAGCAGCUAUUAUAAAAUGUCUCCUCUCAAAAUGAUCAAGGCCACUUCCAACAAGAGUGUUUCAUAACUUUAUGAAUGAAUUCAGAUAAAACCUGAAUGAUUAAGAGUCAAUUCAAGAUUUAAGCUUUUUUUGUUGAUGAUGUCUGCCAUAUCUGAGUGCACGCACAGGAAUCAAAAAGGACGUUUCUCUCCAGCCCACGGCGCAAAAAUAAAGAAAAUAUACUACAAAAGUAUAAUACAGUAAAAGAAAGAGUGUUUUAUUUAUGUACACAUUUACAUCUGCACUUUGUAAAUGAAGUGCAGAUGGUGGAUGCAAGUUGCAGUAUUCCAUUGAUGUAAACAGCAAUUUAUCUGUGAACUCCAGCACAGUUAUAGUGCAAGAUAUGUGGGAGAAAAAGGUGAAAUUCACUGAGUAUGUUGAAUCAUUCCUUAAGUGUGUUAUAUGAUCUGUGAAUCUUCAUUGACCACAUGAAUCAUUUCUCAUUUUUAAAUGAAUAAUGACAUUUAAAGCAUAAAUUUACACAUUCAACUUUUCUAACUGAUGAAAUAAAUUUAUCUUAUCGAAAUAUAAAUGGGUUAAGUUGAUUGUUUUUAAGUCUUGAAGUACAUUUCCUUAAAUAUAACACAAAAACGUUUUUGUUUUUUUUUGAAAGAUGGAGGAUCAGCCUCAUUCAGGGGUUUUGAGCAUCUAUCUUGAGGGAUGGUGACAGGCAGAAGAUUACCCUGAGGCAAGUCCUCAGGUACAGUGAGACAAGCAGCUGACAGCAAUCACAGUGCUCAGAUGGACAGACACAAAAGUGUCAAAGAGAUGUGGUUCAAAGAUUUUUACAGUGAAGGAUAUCAAUUUUUGAACAGCUGAUGUCAGUGCCUGUGAUGAGAGAUGGUUGGCUGACAUAUAAUGUACAUUAUCACACAAUGUACCUGUUUUCUUAUAAGCCAGUUUUGGGUUUUUUUAAAUAAAUUUUUGAGGUAAGAAUGUUAAGUAGAGACUUAAGAGUUAUGUUAAUAGAUAGAUUUCAAAACAUGACUGAUAAUUAUGGCAGAGGCUGAAUUUUCUAUACACCACAUUAGAAUUUGUUUAGUGUUACACAUUAGCCAGUAAUGAUUUUAGAUUCAACAUGUUGUCAUUUAGGAUUAGAGAAACGUAUAAUCACUGAGAGAAAACUCUUGUGAGUGCCAGUGCCAACAUGAAUUAAUCCGUCUGUCUGUUUGUUGAUCUAACUUUAGCUUGUAAAGUCACAAAAUAUCAGGGAAGAAACUGUUUCAAAAGCCUAAAUCAGAAUGUAGAAUGUAGAAUGGACCUAAACGAUUGCCCUCUAGCUUGAAUUAGUCUAAUAAUCAAAUUCAUGGUUAUCAGUGGGAACAGUCUUCAGUUUUAGAAAUGUGUAUUUUAUUAGAAAGAGUGUUAAGGAGGAGAUGGAGGAGUAAGAGCUGGAGUCAAUUCAAGUGAAGGAGUGCUCACAAUGUCAGAGCAUCUUAAGAUAAGAUAGAAUAAGAGAAGAAGAACUUUACUAACCCCCAAAG
This is a messenger RNA of Xyrichtys novacula (pearly razorfish), 9252 nucleotides long. Lineage: Eukaryota; Metazoa; Chordata; Actinopteri; Labriformes; Labridae. The record is from the annotation of a GenBank genome assembly.